AUGGACCUGAGUGGUCGGCCCGCUGUUUCCCAGGCGCCCGCUGUGUGCCCGGCGCGGGCCCGGGCCCGCCUGUGCUGCCAGGGCCUUUUGACCCUGCCUGGCCAGAUGUCCACCCCCCCAGACUGCUGGAUGAAUGAGGUGGCCAGCUACGGCCUGCUGGAGGCUUUCCAAGCUGGCUUAGGCGUCCUGGAGAGCUCGGCGGCCCCGGCGGGCGCCUCUGGGCAGCCGCAGGAGGGACAGGCCAGCCGGGACGGAGCAGAGGCCGAGACGCUGUCGGAGCUGAUCGAGCGGCUGCAGAAGAAUGCUGACCAGGUGGAGAAGAACGUCGUGGACACGGAGGCCAAGAUGCAGAGCGUGAGUGUGCCCCCUCCCAGCGGCCGCUGCCGGGCUUCUCCCGGCCUGGGCCCAGCCUGUGGCUCAGGCCCCGGGGUGGGCUGUGACCCAGCUGCCCAGAAGCAUGCCUGGUGCGGUCGCCGGGCGAAGCAGGAGCCCCGUGAUCCCGGCGGAAUCAUCCGCCAGCUGAAGGAGCGUGUGGCCAACCUCCGCGGCAAGCACAAGCAGGUCUACAGCCUGGCAGUGAAGGAGGUGGACCCGCAGGUCGACUGGGCAGCGCUGGUGGAGGAGAAGCUGGACCAGCUGAGCAGUCAGGGCUUCGGCACGGACCUGCCGCUGGUCGACCACCAGGUGGAGCGGCACAACAUCUUCCACAACGAGGUCAAGGCCAUUGGGCCCCACCUGGCCAAGGACGGGGGCAAGGAGCCGGACAGCGAACUCCAGGCCAAGUACCAGAAACUGCUGUACGAGCAGGUGGUGCAGGGCCUGCAGAAGCGGGGGCAGCAGGUCGUGCCCCUCAAGUACCGCCGGGAGACGCCGCUCAAGCCCAUCCCCGUGGAGGCCCUCUGUGACUUCGAGGGGGACCAGGGCCCCAUCUUGAGGGGCUACAGCUACACCUUGCAGAAGAACAACGGGGAGAGCUGGGACCUCACGGACAGUGCCGGGAACAAGCUGACCGCCCCAGCCGUCUGCUUCAUGAUCCCCCCCACCGACCCAGAGGCCCUGGCUCUGGCCGACAGCCUGGGCAGCCAGUUCCGGAGCGUGCGGCAGAAGGCGGCCGGGAGCAGGACUGUUCUCCAGCAGCGACACGAGGUGCUGAGGACCGAGAACCCUGGAGAUGCCUCUGACCUUCAGGGGCGACAGCUGCUGGCCAGCCUGGACAAGGUGGCCAGUGACCUGGACCGGCAGGAGAAGGCCAUCACAGGUGUCCUGCGGCCCCCGCUGGAGCAGGGGCGGGCAGUACAGGACAGCGCCGAGCGAGCCAAGGCCCUCAAGGUACCUGCGGAUGGGCGCGGGCAGGCUCCCGGCCCCGGCCUCAGGGUCCCAUCCCCAGGGGCUCUUGGCGCUGACGGGGCCCAGCCAGCAGGCCCGAGUCGUGGAGAAGGGGACCGAGGGAGGGCUGCUCACCACUGCCUGAGCCCAGCGUUUAACCCCCCAGCCGCGUUUCUCCAGUAAAACGGGCAGGCCCCUCACGGAGGCUGGGCGGGUGUGGGGGAUGGCCCCCGCCCCCUCCGGUAACUGCAGCACGGGGGAGGGCUGCUCCUGACCCUCGCGGUCUGCUGUGCUGGAGGGCAGCUCCCGGGGCCCC
Molecule: messenger RNA, 1642 nt
Organism: Condylura cristata (star-nosed mole)
Lineage: Eukaryota; Metazoa; Chordata; Mammalia; Eulipotyphla; Talpidae
Product: periplakin
Exons: 11
Coding region: 1-1509 (502 amino acids)
Biological process (GO): wound healing; intermediate filament cytoskeleton organization
Cellular component (GO): membrane; cytoplasm; intermediate filament
Molecular function (GO): structural molecule activity; cadherin binding
Source: RefSeq, a predicted model, not a curated record